Molecule: messenger RNA, 321 nt
Organism: Purpureocillium takamizusanense
Lineage: Eukaryota; Fungi; Ascomycota; Sordariomycetes; Hypocreales; Ophiocordycipitaceae
Exons: 1
Coding region: 1-321 (106 amino acids)
Source: RefSeq, a predicted model, not a curated record
AUGGGCUUGCCUUCAUUAUUUGCGGACAAUGAAUUUGAGCAAAACAACGUACUCGAGGAGAAAGGGCCGGAGCUGGAUGGCCUGACAGAAGACGCCUCGACACUGGAUGCACUUGACACAAGUCAAGGCGACAUUUUUACGGGAGGUGGGCACGGAAGUACAUGGGCGUGGCGGCCAGGAAAUUCAACAGGAAGAAAAGGAGGCGACUCUACACACUCUGGCAACAGAUUCAUCGGGGGCGAAUACCAUCCACCACAUAGGAACGUUGUGAAACACACGGAGGGGAGACAUGUAUACCAAGUUUUGACAAUUCGCGUUUAA